AGCUGCCUACGCAGUACGAAGCUACGCCAUCACCACCGCGCGCUCGACGACGUGCGGCUGUCAGCAAUCCGACCCCGCCGCUGCACGCUGCCCCCGCAACCAUGGAGCAGACCAAGGCCCUCAACGCGCUCGAGCCCUUCCUCGCCCUCAGCAAGUCCGCAACCUCGCCGCGCGCCGCGUCCGACCUCGUCGUGCAGGCCACCAGCGCCCCGCACACGUUCGUCUUCGCCGAGCUGCUGCAGACGCCCAACAUCCAGGCCCUGCGCGCCUCGCCCGACCACGCGCCCUACCUGACGCUGCUCGAGAUCUUCGCCUGGGGCACCUGGGCCGACUACAAGGCGCACCCCGAGCUCCCCAAGCUCUCCGCCCAACAGCACCAGAAACUGCUCCUCCUGUCCCUCCUCCCGCUGUCCCACGCCCACGCCUCGCUGACCUACACCCACCUCCUCUCCGCCCUGGACCUGCCCUCCCCGCGCGCCCUCGAGCAACUCCUCACAACCGCCAUCUACGCGGGCCUGCUAACCGCGACGCUGGACCCAGCGCACUCGCGCGUAGCCGUGACCUCUGUGGCGCCGCUGCGCGAUCUAGCGCCGGGCACGCUGCCGGGCUUGCAGGACACGCUGGCCGCGUGGAGCGCGCGGUGCGACGCCGCGCUGGGCGCGCUGGAGGCCCAGGUCGACGCUGUCAAGGCGGGGGCUGUGCAGCGCGAGAAGCUAAGGCGCAAGAAGGAGCGCGCGGUUGAGGUGCAGAGUGGCGAGGAUAAGGGGAAGAGGGCGCCGGAGAUGAGGGGUGGGUAUGGGGAUGAGGACGCGAUGGAUAUCGAUCAGGAGGGCAGCGGGCGGACGACACGGGGGACGAAGAGGGGCGCAGGCGGGUUUGGGUUUGGGGGCACGGGGAGGCGGUUGUGAGGGGGAUGGAGAUGCGGGUCAGGACUUGAGAGCGAGGAGGUGCGUAGGGAGGUGGUCAGUAGCAUCCCCAGUGCGCACCAACUCCCCAGCUGGCAUCACAGCAUACCACAACCACAACUAGACAGCACGAUGUAAUGCCGAAACGACAAGCCAC
Boeremia exigua is the source of this 1062-nucleotide messenger RNA. RefSeq lists its product as uncharacterized. Bases 102 to 908 code for a protein of 268 amino acids. The record is from RefSeq and is a predicted model, not a curated record. The transcript is spliced from 2 exons. Gene Ontology annotation, cellular component: COP9 signalosome. Lineage: Eukaryota; Fungi; Ascomycota; Dothideomycetes; Pleosporales; Didymellaceae.